Molecule: messenger RNA, 1066 nt
Organism: Ahaetulla prasina
Lineage: Eukaryota; Metazoa; Chordata; Lepidosauria; Squamata; Colubridae
Gene: NOP16
Product: NOP16 nucleolar protein
Exons: 5
Coding region: 88-615 (175 amino acids)
Biological process (GO): ribosomal large subunit biogenesis
Cellular component (GO): nucleolus
Source: RefSeq, a predicted model, not a curated record
CCAUCGUCCCGACUGAUGCUUCGGCUGCGACCGUAGGGCUUGAAGCGCGUGCUUCCUUUCCCAAGUUCGGUCUCGCGAGCCGCCACGAUGCCGAAAGCCAAGCAGAAGCAACGUCGGAAGAAGUAUAAUUACAACGUCGACCGCAAAAAACUGAACCGGGCUUUCCGCAAACGGUCGGCGCCUCGAAUACAAUGUGCUCAAAUCCGACAUGCCUGGGAUAGCACCAAAUCAGUUUCUAAGAAUUUGGCAGAAAUGGGCCUGGCUGUUGAUCCAAACAAGGCAAUUCCCGUUCCAAAGGAUACAAAAAUGGAACUUGAUGGACAAGAGGCAGGGACAACAACUGUUAGGAAGCCAUAUGUAAUAAAUGAAUUAGAAUAUGAAGCCAGCUUCCCAGAGGAAAAAUCUGAGACUCUCUCCAGAGAUCUUAUUGACUAUGUCAAACACAUGAUUCAGAAUCAUGGUGAAAAUUAUAAGGCUAUGGCUCGUGAUGAGAAGAACUAUUACCAAGAUACACCGAAACAAAUAAAGAGGAAGAUCAAUGUGUAUAAACGCUUCUAUCCUGAGGAAUACCAAGUAUUCAUUGCAUCUUUACGGCCAGAAAAAAUGGAGCAAUAAUUAUGAGGAAGAAAAGAUGCUGAAACAUUAUUUCAUCUGGAAUGGAUUUAAGUGACUGAGAUUGAAAAACUGAUACUUCAAUUACAUAAAAUAUUGUCAUCUAAAGAGAGAUAAGAAAAUACAGGUGGAACUUUGAUUCUCCAAAGUUCUGCAGAAAUUAUAAAUCAGAUUUCAGGUUUAUUUAUUUCACUAAAGGCUCUUCAAGGCAAAAUAGCUCUUUGUGACAAAAAUAUUUUUGCUUUGUAGAAACCUUGGUUGACAUACGACUUCUCUAAACCUAGUGUCAAUAAUAGAGCAUAUUGAAAAAAUAUAUUAGUUACAAGAGCAGAGGUUAAUUGUACACCAACUUGUCCACUUCUUGAGCAUUUUGGAAAGAUAGCACAAUAGUAUUUGAGUAGUCUCAAGUAGUAGUUUCCUUUCUCAGAAAUAAGGUGGGCAUCAAGAUCAAAGC